AUGCCGCACCUUACCACUCUCAUGGCCGAGCACAAGGCGCCGUUCCACACCUUCGAGUUCUUCCCGCCCCGCACUGCGCCUGGCGUGGCCAACCUCCUCGACCGUAUCCAGCGCCUUGCCUCGCCGCCGCUCAACCCGCCUCUCGCCGUCUCCGUAACUUGGGGUGCGGGGGGAAGCACGGCAGAACGCUCACUCGAGCUCGCCGAAUCCAUCGCCGCAAUGGGGGUGGAGGUCAUCCUCCAUCUCACUUGCACCAACAUGCCGCGCGCCAAGGUCGACACUGCCCUUGAGCGCGCGCGGGCUCUCGGUAUCACCAACAUUCUAGCACUUCGUGGCGACGCACCCCGCCCCGACGAGUAUCGAGAAGCCGAGUCGAGCCUGGCCAUCGAUGAGUUCAACCACGCCGACGACCUUGUGCGCUACAUCCGCGCCAAGCACCGCGCCUUUUUCUGCAUCGGCGUAGCGGGAUACCCUACCACCCAUCCUGAUGCCGAGAGCGCCGAAUCAGACAUGCAUUGGCUCAAGAACAAGUGCGAUGCCGGUGCUGACUAUAUCAUCACUCAGCUGUUCUACGAUGUCGCCCAGUUCGAGACUUGGGUCGCUGCGUGCCGUGCUGCCGGCAUCUCGCAACCCAUCAUCCCUGGGGUCAUGCCCAUUCAGAGCUACUCGUCUUUCCGCCGCCUGAUCAACCUCACCAAGUGUGUUGUUCCUGAACAGAUCCUGCGGGAUCUGGAACCGAUUAAGUCCAACGACGCCGCGGUAAAGCAGUAUGGCGCGCAAUUAGCGACGGACAUGGUCAAGGACCUCAUCGGGUCCAAGCUCGUGCCGGGCGUGCACUUCUGCACCCUCAACCUGGAGCGCUCGGUUCGGACGAUCCUCGAGAACGUCGAGUGGACCCUGGACCAUGCGCAUCCCGUGCACGGCUCUCCUCGUGCACGCGCCAACCAGCUGAUCAGCGACCAGUCGCUUCCUACUGUUGAGGGACUGCCCAUCUCCAUUCGUCCGUCAGACGCUGCCCAGCUCGCGCAGUGGACAUUAAAGCGUGCUGCUGCUGCCGGGGCCGACGCAAGCAAGCUUCCGCCCAUACCUGGUGUGAUCCCGGGCGUGGGUGAAGACCCAUGGGACGAGUUCCCGAACGGACGAUUUACGGACGUGCGCUCGCCAGCGUACGGCGAGAUCGACGGUUGGGGUUCGGGACUGAAAAUCACGCCGGCGCAAGCACUGCGUGACUGGGGUGCACCCACGACCGCUGCCGACCUCUCCACUGUCUUCCAGGCGUAUCUUCGUGGUGAUGAGCGGACACCCACCACGCCGUUCUGCGACUUGCCACUGUCGCCCGAGUCGUCCCUUAUCUUGCCACACCUGCUCACGCUCAACAGCGCGGACAAGGCGUACUGGACGGUCGGGUCUCAGCCCGCCGUCGAUGCGGCGCCCUCAGACGACCCGAUGCACGGUUGGGGUCCGGUCGGCGGCUACGUCUUCCAGAAGGCGUUCGUCGAGUUCUUCGUCCCCCUGUCCGAGGUGCAUCGCCUCGAGGCCAAACUCCUGUCGAUGACACCCGAGGGCGCAGACGGUGGACCAGGCCAGAGCCUGAUUAGCAUGUACGCAGCCAACCGUAAUGGCGACUACGGCGCGAAUACGGAGAAAGACGCCGUCAACGCCGUCACAUGGGGUGUAUUCCCCGGACAGGAGAUCCAGCAGUCGACGAUCAUCGAAGAGAUUUCGUUCCUUGCGUGGAAGCAGGAGGCGUUUGAGAUCUGGCAGGAGUGGGCGCGCCUGUAUCCCCGCGACUCGCCGGCCAGGAAGUACCUCGACAGCGUUGCGGAUGAAUGGUGGCUCGUGAGCCUCAUCCACCACGACUACAAGGACAAGGAUGCGCUCUGGCGCUUCCUCCUGGAGUAG
Messenger RNA from Cutaneotrichosporon cavernicola, 1902 nucleotides. RefSeq lists its product as uncharacterized. Gene Ontology annotation, biological process: tetrahydrofolate interconversion. Bases 1 to 1902 code for a protein of 633 amino acids. Gene Ontology annotation, molecular function: methylenetetrahydrofolate reductase [NAD(P)H] activity; FAD binding. The record is from RefSeq and is a predicted model, not a curated record. Gene Ontology annotation, cellular component: cytosol. The transcript is spliced from 4 exons. Lineage: Eukaryota; Fungi; Basidiomycota; Tremellomycetes; Trichosporonales; Trichosporonaceae.